AUGGUUCAGCCAACACGACCUCCAGCCAACGGCUUUGUUGCAGCAGCACGGAAAGUCUACAAUCCAUUGGGUUUCGCCAAAGGCUACAACUUCGUCCUCUUUUUCAUCUUCUUCGGCGCUUUCAUGGGAUUUACACUCGCCCGCUUUGAGUACCUCAACUUCAGCAUUUUCUGUGGACCCGGCGGUGCAGCCCCUGGGGAGUGUUUCUACUACCAGAAGCGAAUCGAGCAGAUCGGCAUCAAGAUGCAUCUCGGCGCCAUCCUCCCGGCCAGCUUUCUAGCUUGUUUCCAAUUUGUUCCAGUCAUUCGUCACAAGGUGCUGCUCUUCCAUCGCAUCAACGGUUAUCUCAUCAUACUAUUGUCCCUCGUCAGCACAGCGGGCAUUUUCAUGUUCUUGCGAAACGCAUUCGGAGGCGGGAUCGAAACACAAACAGGCGUCGGCCUCCUAUCGAUCAUGUUCAUCGGCUCAAUGAUGUUGGCGUUUAUCAACAUCAAGAAGCUUCAGAUUGAGCAACACAGAGCUUGGAUGUUACGAGCUUGGUUUUACGCCGGAUCCAUCAUCACUAUUCGUCUAAUUCAGAUCACUGCAGCUACCAUCAUCAGCAACAUGGGAACCUACUAUGUAUCGCGUCCCUGCGACCAAGUUGCGUUCAUGGUAGACAACAUGAACAGAACACUGGCUCUGUACCCGGACUGUGCCUCAUACUUUUCAGGAGAGAAUCCGGGUCAGCAAACAGUCGUUCACGCCGACCUUCCCGGCGCAACAUCGGCUGCUGAAGCUGGAGCAGCCACCGGCAUGGUCUUCGGGAUGGCUGUCUGGCUGGCCCUGGCUAUUCAUGCCAUCGGGAUCGAGAUUUAUCUGCAUCUCACACCUGCAGAGGCUGAAAGACUUCGCAACGUCUCUUAUAAGAGACAACUCGAAGCUGGGCUCCAUCCUGCCGGAAGAGCCGGAAUUACAGCCGACCGGAUUGGAGACUCUGAGAAGUGGCAGCCAGGGGAUAGGCCGGGCCAGAUCCCUCACAAGCCGUCCCAGGAUGACUCAAUUUCGCAGCUUGCAUCUCACUGA
Colletotrichum siamense is the source of this 1065-nucleotide messenger RNA. RefSeq lists its product as uncharacterized. Bases 1 to 1065 code for a protein of 354 amino acids. Lineage: Eukaryota; Fungi; Ascomycota; Sordariomycetes; Glomerellales; Glomerellaceae. The record is from RefSeq and is a predicted model, not a curated record. The transcript is spliced from 3 exons.